Messenger RNA from Nannospalax galili (Upper Galilee mountains blind mole rat), 7717 nucleotides. RefSeq names its product pyruvate dehydrogenase phosphatase regulatory subunit (gene Pdpr). Bases 213 to 2924 code for a protein of 903 amino acids. Gene Ontology annotation, molecular function: protein binding; oxidoreductase activity. NCBI's taxonomy places the organism in Eukaryota, Metazoa, Chordata, Mammalia, Rodentia, Spalacidae. Gene Ontology annotation, cellular component: mitochondrial matrix; cytoplasm; mitochondrion. The record is from RefSeq and is a predicted model, not a curated record. The transcript is spliced from 19 exons.
CGCGGGCCCCCAGCUCCCGGAACUUUCCGCCGCGACGUCCCGCCCUUCCCCAUGUCCUGUGCGGGUUUCCGGCUUGCGGCGACCCUCCUCAGCCCUUGUGCCGCGCCUCACUUCCGCCGGGGCGUAGCCGAGCGCACAGCCCGCGGCCGAGUGAGUUUAGAUUCUUGGGAUCUCCCUAGCUGGAACACGUCUCCCAGCUGGUGAUAGACGUGAUGCUUUACCGGUUGCUUUCUAUUGUCCAAAGACAAAGAACAAGCCCAGGAUGGCAGAACUGGUCGUCAUCAAGAAGCAGCACGUCAGCCACCGAGGCACAUUCUGUCACCUUGCCUGCCCAGGCCCAGGUGGUCAUCUGCGGGGGUGGAAUCAUGGGCACAUCUGUGGCUUAUCACCUCUCCAAGAUGGGGUGGCAGGAUAUUGUCCUUUUGGAGCAGGGCAGGCUGGCUGCUGGCUCUACCAGGUUUUGUGCUGGCAUCCUGAGCACUGCCAGGCAUUCCAGCAUUGAACAGAAGAUGGCAGACUAUUCAAACAAACUCUAUCUUCAGUUAGAGCAAGAAACAGGGAUCCAAACAGGUUACUUAAGGACAGGUUCAAUUUCUCUGGCCCAAACACAGGAUCGACUGAUCUCCCUGAAGCGCAUCAACUCAAGACUGAAUGUUAUAGGCAUCCCUUCUGAGAUCAUCUCCCCCAAGAAAGUGGCUGAACUUCAUCCUCUCCUCAAUGUGCACGACCUGGUGGGGGCCAUGCAUGUUCCUGAGGAUGCAGUAGUGUCCUCUCCCGACGUGGCUCUUGCCCUAGCAAGUGCUGCCUCCCAGAACGGUGUUCAGAUUUAUGACCGGACAAGUGUUCUUCAUGUAUUGAUCAAAAAAGGUCAAGUUACUGGUGUAGAAACAGAUAAAGGACAGAUUGAAUGCCAGUAUUUUGUCAACUGUGCUGGUCAGUGGGCAUACGAGCUGGGUCUGUCCAACGAGGAGCCGGUUAGUAUCCCGUUACAUGCCUGUGAACACUUCUACCUUCUGACUCGCCCCUGGAACACCCCUCUGCAGAGCAACACACCAACUGUUGUGGAUGCUGACGGAAGAAUUUACAUUAGGAACUGGCAGGGUGGCAUCUUGUCCGGGGGCUUUGAAAAGAACCCAAAACCUAUUUUCACUGAGGGCAAGAACCAGCUGGAAAUUCAGAACUUGAGAGAAGAUUGGGAUCACUUUGAACCCCUGUUGAGUUCCCUCCUGCGUAGAAUGCCAGAAUUGGAGACGCUGGAGAUUAUGAAGUUGGUGAAUUGCCCUGAGACCUUCACACCAGACAUGAAGUGCAUCAUGGGCGAGUCUCCUGUAGUACAGGGCUAUUUUGUCCUGGCAGGGAUGAACUCUGCUGGCUUGUCCUUGGGUGGAGGAGCUGGAAAAUACCUUGCUGAAUGGAUGGUAUAUGGGUAUCCCUCUGAAAAUGUCUGGGAAUUGGACUUGCAACGCUUUGGAGCCCUCCAGAGCAGCCGUACCUUUCUGCGCCACCGGGUCAUGGAAGUUAUGCCUUUAAUGUACGAUCUGAAGGUUCCCCGUUGGGACUUCCAGACCGGUAGACAGUUGCGAACAUCUCCUCUUUAUGACCGGCUAGAUGCACAAGGAGCCAGGUGGAUGGAAAAACAUGGAUUUGAGAGGGCAAAGUUCUUUGUUCCACCCAACAAAGACCUUCUUCCAUUAGAACAGAGCAAGACUUUUUACAAGCCAGACUGGUUUGACAUCGUGGAGUCUGAAGUCAAGUGCUGUAAAGAAGCUGUGUGUGUUAUUGACAUGUCUUCUUUCACAAAAUUUGAAAUAACAUCCACUGGGGAUCAGGCAUUAGAAAGUCUGCAGUACCUUUUUUCCAAUGACCUGGAUGUGCCUGUGGGCCAUAUUGUGCAUACUGGUAUGCUCAAUGAGGAUGGAGGGUAUGAGAAUGACUGCAGCAUUGCACGCCUGAACAGGCGCAGUUUCUUCAUGAUCUCUCCAACUGAUCAGCAGGUCCACUGUUGGGCCUGGCUUAAGAAAUACAUGCCAAAGGACAGCAACCUGUUGCUGGAAGAUGUCACUUGGAAAUAUACAGGGAGAGGAGCCACACUAACCAAGCUGUUAACACCAGCACAGUCAGCAGUUGCAUUUACUAAGCCUGUUGUCAGAGCCCUCAAUCUGAUUGGCCCUCGAGCUGUAGAUCUGCUCUCUGAGUUAUCCUAUGCCCCUAUGACUCCAGACCACUUCCCAACUCUGUUUUGCAAGGAGAUGAGUGUGGGCUAUGCAAAUGGGAUCCGGGUGAUGAGUAUGACUCACACAGGAGAGCCAGGAUUCAUGCUUUACAUCCCCAUAGAGUAUGCCCUGCAUAUCUACAAUGAAAUGAUGAGUGUUGGGCAGAAAUAUGGAAUCCGGAAUGCUGGGUAUUAUGCUCUUCGAAGUCUCCGAAUUGAGAAAUUUUUUUCCUUCUGGGGUCAGGAUUUAAACGCCCUCACAACCCCCUUGGAAUGUGGAGGAGAAUCUCGGGUGAAAUUAGAGAAGGGCAUAGAUUUCAUUGGUCGGGACGCGCUGCUCCAGCAGAAGCAGAAUGGGGUGUAUAAACGCCUUGCUAUGUUCAUCCUGGAUGACCAUGACACAGACGUGGACUUCUGGCCCUGGUGGGGAGAGCCCAUUUAUCGAAAUGGGCAGUAUGCUGGCAAGACCACCAGUAGUGCCUAUAGCUACACCCUUGAGCGCCAUGUGUGUCUGGGUUACGUACACAAUUUUUCUGAGGACAGUGGAGAAGAGCAGGUGGUGACUACAGAUUUCAUCAAUCGGGGAGAAUAUGAAAUUGACAUCGCAGGACAGCGGUUCCAGGCCAAGGCCAAGCUUUACCCGAUCACUUCCUAUUUCACCCAUAAGCGCAGAAAGGAUGAUGUAGAGCUGAGUGACUUUCAUGGGAAGUAAUGCCAAGACAUCCUCCCAUUAUCUUACUUUGAGCAGCAGCAGCUUAGAACUGCUUUUUUUCCUGUCCCUGUGCCUCUUUAUUGAAGAGUACCUUUGCUCCUCUCGUCUCCAGAUAUAAUUUUUGAACUUGAGUUACUUUUAAACCUUUGCCUUCUAAGACUCUCUUGUCCUUCCAUCUUCCUUCAUUUUCUUCACCUAAUAGUCCAUCCUCUUCUUCCACCAGGCUCAAAUUCCCAGUGGCCAGCAAGCUUCACUUCUGGAAUUGUGUUAAGGUGACAGAGUGAUUUUUAAAUUCAUCUUAAGGCAAGUUGGUGUUACACAGACCUCAGGGCAAAAGUCUAUUUCCUUUGAGCUGGACUCCUGUGAGUAACCUAAUUUUGGUAGGGUCACUGUGCAUCUAACUUAGCUCUUGGAAUAGCUUGUGUCUUAGCCAGGCAGAUGAUUCUGUUCCACUGUGUUGAGAGUUGCCACCUGAUACCUCUAAUCAUCUACCUCACCGGUAAGAGGGAUUGCAUGGAUGUUAUCUGUGGUAUGGAAGAGACAAGUAAUAGUUAAUCUGUCACCAUCCUCACCCUCUAAACUUGUUCUCAGCUGUUUGAGCCAGGGAAGCCUGCCUUCAGUUUCUUCAUCCUCUGCUGAUCCGUGUCAUGAGGCUGGCCUGAUCUCUAGCUGACUAACAAGUCCUCUAGUAUUUGAAGGGAAAAACCAUGUUAACAGCCUUUGUGUUGCUUUUCCCCAGCAGCCACUGUCUGACCUCAGAAGUGCUGCUUUUCUUUUAGCUAUUCUUAGGUCGCUACCCCGGCUUCAUUUUCCUCUUCAGGUGACUCCUAGCCUCACUUGUGCAGUCUGCCACCACCCCAGCAUUCAUUGCCAUCCCUUUAGAACAGGGAGACAGUGGGUGGGCUGUCUCAGGUGAGUAAACAAAUCUUGUUCAUGAGUUCCAGAGAGCUACCAAAGCCCCAGACUACAUCCCUGGCAUGGAAUAAAGCCACACAGGGAGGACUGCUGAGUCCAGUGCAUAUGAUUUAAGGGUAGAGACUACUUUUCUCAGCCCCCCCAUCCAGAUCCCUAGGAAUGGAAAGGGAUUUGUACACUUUGGGGGUUCCCCAUUCUAAACAGUACUGCUAUAUUCCUUUGGCGAGACAGUUUAACAUUGUAGCCUAGGCUGGCCUCAAAUUUGCAGUGAUCCUCCUUCCUCAGUCUGAGUGCUGGGUUUACAGGUGUGGUUGACACUUUCUUUUUGGACACAGGGUCUCCCUGUAGCCUCAGCUGGCCUCGAACUCAGGAGAGCCGCCUGCCUCUGCCUCCUGAGUUUAAAGGUGUAUCUGUUUUCUAAAGGUAAAACUGCAUCUAACACUUAAUUUUCUCUUGUACAAACUACCCUAGUCUGGGUUUUUCAAAAUCUAAACCACUUUGAGAAGCUUUGAUUCAGUUGUAGUUGUUGGUGUCUUGGAAGCAUUAGUUCUGCUGUUUUACUUAAAGAAUCUUUAAGAACAGCUUUAAAAUGAUCAGGUUCUUUCUGGCAUUUCUGUAGAACCUAUUACCAUUCAGACUAGCUUUUUCAAGACAGGUAUUACCCCCAGUAGGCCACUCCUACUUGGUUAUGGAAGCGAAGAUUUUGAUUGAUUUGUUAAAGCAUGUAGUUAAGAGGGUUUGCUAUUUUGGAGCAAGUGUAUAUUUAGUGAGCUGAGAGACACUGUUUCCAGGCCAAAGGGAGAAAGGAGAAAUGUUUCACUAGAGAGCAGAGCAAGAAAACAGUGAAGGACUGAGGAGAACAAGGGCCAACUACAGGGAAUCCCAGCAGGCAGCUGGGCACAACUCCAGGUGUUUGUGCUCUCUACCUGUGGUUGUACUGCUCCACAGCAGUUUGAGUAAAUGAAAAUUUGGGAUUGAAUAUUGAUUGUGCAUAGUUACAUGGUGACCUAACUGAGUAAAUUUACUGUCACAUUAGAAAUUGGGAAAAAACAGCAACAACAAAAAAAGGCCAACUUGGAGGCAGGCAGAUCUCUGAGUUCAAGGCCAGCCUGGUCUACACAGCAAGUUCCAAGCCAGCUGUGGCUAUAGGGAGACCAUGUCUCCAAAAGACUAAAAUAAAAUUGGUAUAUACAACCAUCAGUGUUACUCUAAUACAUUGAGUACAUUCAGCAUAAUUUUGAUUCUCUUAUGUGUUAAUCUUGUUGUUUUAUCAUCUGUCCUUUUUAAGUAGGGGGAAAACUGCUGAAUCUAAAAUCACAACAUUGGCUUUCCAUUAAGUCUUAAGAGGCCUGCUGAUGUUGGUGUCUUCCUUUUGAGCCUACAGAUAGUGCUUGUCUUGAAAAGUGUGGAGCAGACAUUCAGGACUGCUCUGCAUGGCUCCCUUUAAGAUCAUGUUUCUUCAACUGUGAUUAGAUAUUGAUCUUCUGGGCUCCCACUUGUUUAUCGUGUGCCCUGAAAGAAACUUAAUCCUUGGUACUUUAUGUCCUUCAAGUCUCCCUUGGUUCAUUCAAGCUGGCAGUGUAAAUCUCAUUUUUCUCCACUAUCUCUGAUUAUGAUUUAAGUGCUUUGAACAGACUAUUCUGGCUCUAACCUAAAAGCUUUGCCUGUGCUUGGUGUCAUAAGCAUCUUAGAUGGUCAAGAGGGCAGUGCAAACAUCUGACCCACCUGUAUUAGAGCAUUUUGGGUUCCUCAUGAGUUCUAUCAGGUUGCUGAUAGAAAUAGGUCCAGAGACAUGGCUGAAAAUCAAGCAUAUAUCUAUCUGCAUGGGAGCUUGCCUUUUGUGACAACAUAUCCUGGGUGAACAGGGUUAGCUCUAACUGAUUGUAUGUUUCAGCUUUAGGGGGCUGGGUAUUUUUUGCUUUCUGUUGUCACAUCUACUCUUCACAGGUAAGGUACUCCAUGCUCUCUUUGAUCUUGGUAGCAAUUCAAUCUCUCUGAAUGAGGAACAGAAAGUAUAUUGGCCUCUAAUAGAUUAAGACCUAUGGUUGGAAGUAUUUAGCUACUUUUUUUUUUUUUUGGACACAGGGUCUCCCUGUAGCCCCUGCUGGCCUGGAACUGGCCUUGAACUCAGAUAUCUACCUGCCUCUGCUUCCUGAGUACUGGAAUUAAAGGUAUGUCACCACCAUGCCUGGCUGGAAGUUUUUUGUAAGCCUUCUCCUUGAAGUCAUUCCCCUUAGCUCCUGCCACUGUUUUUUUGUUUUGUUUUGUUUUUUUUUUUAGCAGUACUGUCAUUUGAAAUACACUUAAGCUUGCUUUAGAGAGAGUUCCCUCCAUGACAGGCAUCAAGGGUCAACAGUAUCAGUUAGAAAUACGCUAGCUCCGCACGGUUCUUUCUGUACACCAAGUGCUGUAUCUGCUUGUUCUCCUAGGCUGCCAUGUCUAAGAAAGCAACUAAACAUGAAAAAAAAGCCUAUAGCUCUUAGUACUACACCCUGCUUUUAGGUGGCAGCGGCAGGAUGAAUGCGAAAGCAUGCUUCUCAAAAUAUGCUUUGUUUUGCUGAAGAGAAGACUCACAACCCCAGUUUCUGUUUCUCCUCUAGCUUACGGACAUACUUGCUGGCAUCUUGGGGAGAAUUUUCUCUUUACAGCCUUGGUACUAGCCCUGGAAGACUGUUCUGGUAGAGCAGUCACAGCACUUUGUAGGGGUGGGCUACAAAUUUAUCCUCACUUGGCCAAGGUUGUCAGUAGAGGCACUUCACACUCUAAGACACAGCUCUGGUCAACAGUGAAGAAUAACCUUCUGCCCUUUGAUUUACUGCACUGGCUGCCCUCAAAUGUUUAUACACACACACACACACAGACACACACACACACACAGGCACACUUUUCUUAAAAAGACUAUUCCUCUUGUACUAUCUGCAGGGAUAGGUUCAGAAACAGGAGAAUAGAAAUGUGAUGUCUGAACUCUUAACUACGUCCUGUGUGCCCGUCAGAAGUGGUGAGUGAACUGUGCGUUGCAAGGUGCUGAGCUGGAAGCCCCGUUUUCAUGGCUGUAUGGGGCUUUCUCUUGCAGUCCCUCACCAUUACCAACAAACAUACUGUCUUUCAUGAAGACUGAAUAUUUUGUACACCCUUGCCUUCUCUUGGUCUGUUAAACAUUAACAAUUUUCCCUGUAUAAGAUUAAGUUUCUCUGAGGCAUUUCUUCAUGGGCCUUUUUUUCUCAUAUUUUGAUGCACCUCUUUUUAGUCUUUGCAAACAUCUUCUGUCUCUUUGUUUUCCUGUCUGUGAUGGACAGGUUACAAGAGGAAAAUAUUUUUUAACAUGUUUCAAAAGAUCUAUGCCAGGAUUUCCUUUGCACACCAAGAACUGAUGCUAGGAGCAUGUCUUUCUCUUAGCCCAGUUCUAGUGCCUUACACUUCAGAAUGUCCAGUGGCAGAUGGAGGUAGGAAGAUAUUGGAAUGCCAGUCUGAGUUCUCAUCACCCCACAUCACCUCUUCUUCCUCAGAAUAAUCUGGGUGUGGGGUAGAAAGUUCUACAGCCCAUUUCAUGGAAGGCUUUUCUAGUUGACACUUAACUCUGUAGUCAAUGCUUAGGAUGUAUAAAAUGCAUUGUAAUUAAUAUAAAUUUGUAUAAAUUUUGCAUUUACUGUGCAAUUCUGUUCAGCCCCCUUCUGGUCUUGUGCUGUCAGCAUGUGGUCCUGAGGACAUUCUAGACACUAGAAUAAAUGAGAAGUUUUUCUCAAGAGAGAACUCUUCUGACUUUGGACACAGGGUGACUGUGCAUUUAUGGCCAGAAUUAUUUCUAGCUAGCUGGGUUUCAACUGAGAUUUUCAUAUACUAAGCACAUAAAUGAAUAAAAAGGUGUUUUCAUAAUUCUU